GCUCAUUUUUUAUGUGAAGCAUUACAUUCGUACCAAUUAUUUCAAGAAAUUUAUUCAAUAUCGCAGAAAACGGACAGCUUGCGUUACGCAUGAUGUAUGGGACAAUUGAACGUGUUAAGCAUGUUAUUAGUUUUACGACACAAGGAGAAAAACUAAAUUACUAUCUUAGGCGUUCGGUAUUUUCUGUUUUAUAGUAAUUGAAGUACUGUAGUUUUAUCCUUUAGGCUGGAUAUUAAAGGAACAUUGAGAACGAUGGACAAUUUUGACCAGAAGACUUCCUAGUUAUUGUUGACAGGCAUUUGAAUCAUGUGGACUAUUGUAAUAGUAAUGGAUUCCGAUUAUAAAAUAGAAUUUUCUCAUUGCGCAGGGCUCUAUAUUUACUGAUUAUUAUCUAGAAAAUUAUAUUAUUUUUCUGUAUUCUAUUGAUUAUUUAACAGCUAUGUUUAUUAAUUCUAAAAUCUUAUUUAUGGUUUUAUUGACUACAAAUUUGACAACAAAAAGGAUUAUUCCUUUCUUCACGUUCACUACAAGUAUUCCACCUGCGCAUCGUACAAUGGGGCAAAUGAAUGGAGAAAAUCAAUGAGUUAUAAAGCUUCGUGAAUUUCUUCUAGUGAAAUCUAUAAAGUUUAAAUAUAGUUUUUUUUAAUAUUUCUUACCCUGACUUUUUAAACAUUUUUGUAAAAAUAUAAUAAUGAAGAUUGUGGGACUCAUUUAAUAGAAGCGAGUAAAAUAUUUUUUGUAUAAUCUUUCAAAUAAUUUUUCACUUUUCCUGAAAAGCUUGCUUGAGUUGCGUCAUUUUUGAAAUACAUCUUUUGUUGAUAAUUUAAAAAUAUCGAAUUAUCGCUGUCGGUAAAAUAGGGCGCGCUACUAUUCUUAACUCCAAUAAGAGAGCGCUACCUUUACCCGCUUAAUUGAUCAGAUCAAUCUAAUUGAGUGCUUUUCACCACAUUCUCCACGCUAACAUGACGACGAAGAGUGUAAAAACGAAAUUAGUCCCGCCGGAUGGAGGAUGGGGAUGGGUCGUCCUUUCUUCAGCUCUUGUCGUGAACCUCCUUAUUCCGGGUACCGUGAAAUCGUUUGGUGUCCUCUUCGUCGAAUUUCUUCACGUUUUCAAAUCCACUUCUACCGCCGCCUCAUGGAUGCCAGCUUUAUGCUACUUUUUAUACAACUCUUUAGGUCCACUAUCCAGCAUUUUAUCAACUAGGUACUCCUACAAAACAGUGACCAUCAUCGGCGGCGCGUUUGCAGCUAGCGGGAUGAUGCUGAGUUACUUUGCUAAUUCAGUUUCCUAUUUAUACGUUAGCUAUGGCUUGAUGGUUGGAAUUGGUGCUGGACUAACAUUUCCACCAACAGUGUAUAUUGUAACUUCAUAUUUUGAAAGGCUUCGAGGUUUCGCAAAUGGCUUGUGCAUCUCUGGUAGUGCAAUUGGAACUAUCGUGUUACCACCUUUUCUACAGUAUCUUCUUGAUUGUUUUGGAUAUAGAGGUGCAGUAUUAAUCAUGGGCGCACUCACAUUAAAUACAUUGGUAUGUGGUUUACUAUACCAUCCUGUUGAACAACACAUGAUCAUGGUACCAGUAGAAGGAGGAAUUGAUAAUCAAGGAUUAACUAUAGAUGAACCAGUCCCCCAUAAAAAAAAACUAACAGCAUCCAGCACGAUUGAGAAUGAAACAUCAUGCAGCAAUACAAGAUCAAAGAAAGAAGAAAGUUCUGAAACUGAAAAUAUAAUGAAUAACUCUAAAAUAAAUCCUUGUUUGAAAGAUAAAAAUGAGGAUAAAGGCGAUGAAGCAAAGAAAAAAAAUACUUUCGAAAAAGGUCCUAGUUUGAACAAAGAGAAAGAAGAUACUGUAAAUUGUCAAAACGUGGAUUCUUUACGAAGAGAAAGUAAUACUUCUGAAGUUCUUGUAACUUCCAAUAAAUUAAAAAAUGAAAAGCUAGAGUUGAAUAACACAUCGUUGAGUAAGAACAGAGACGAGAAGUUGUUUGAAAGUUCGAAAAGAGAACUAGGAGAAUUGUCAGAAAAAUCAAUAUCUGGAACAUCGUUGACUAAGGUUGAAGUAAAAAAUAAACGACAAUUCUUUGACUUGAGUGUACUUAGAGAUCCAAUUUAUUUAGUAAUUCUCAUUUCAAACUCUACCUCAGCUAUCAGCAAUACCAAUUUUAUGAUCUUACUGCCUUCAUAUGCUAUUUCACAAGGAUUUGAUAAGAAUUCUUCAGCAUUACUUUUAUCAAUUGUUUCUGCUCUUGAUUUAGUUGGGCGAAUCAGUGGUGCUUCAUUAUCAGAUAUCGACUUUGUGCCAAAGUAUUAUUAUUUCGUUGGUGGCCUGGGUACUAGUGGAAUAGCUUUGGCAUUAUUACCUAUGGCAACAAGUUAUACAAUGCUUUCUUUCUUUUGUGCAUUGUUUGGAUUGUCUUCAGGCAUGUACAUUGGUAUCACAACGGUAAUUUUAGCAGAUAUGCUUGGCACAGAAAAACUUAGCUCGUCAUAUGGGAUAUCUUUAUUUGUUAAUGGAGUUCUUCAAUUAAUUGGUCCACCUAUAUGUGGCGUUAUAUUUGAAACAAUAGGAUCAUAUAAACCCAUAUUUCUAGCAUUUGGUAUUAUACUUAUUCUUGGCACUGCAUUAUGGGCAGCUGUACCUCUUAUAAAGAGGAGCAACAAAAAAUCUUUACAAGUUGCAUAAUAUUUCAUAAUUACUAGUUUCUAUAAUGAAUAUUGCACAAGUUUAAAAAUUAUAAGGUAUUAUAGACUUGUUAAUAACAGCAUUAUAACUGCCAUUUAAACCAUACAGUUUUUUUUUAGAAAAUUUUUCAUUUUUAAUCAUUUAAAGUUGCAAGUUAGUCUUUUUAUUCACGGAUCUAUAGUAAUACAUCAUUAAUAUUAUUAUCAUUUCGAAUACUGAUACUGAUCUAAUUUUAUUUGUGUAUAUUGAUAUACUUAAUAACUUAUAGUUUAAUUAUCAGUGAGUUUACUAUAGUUUUAUUUAGUUAUAAUAAGGAAUUAUUUUACUGUUAUGGUUGUAAAUGGGCAUAUAUGCAGUCAUAUUUGAUGUUAAUAAUGAAAUUAUAUGGACAAGAUAAGAGUAGAAAUAAGAAUAUAUUAACCCUACGUUUACGUAUUAAUAUAAAAUUUAUUAUAUGAUUUAAAAUUUUAAGUCAUGAUUACAUAUCAAUCGUACUGUAUACAAUUCCAAAACAAACAAUUAUAGCAACAAGGAUAUUUUAAUAUAAUCGGUAUAGUAAUGCACAAACGUAACUUUAUUAUGAUAUCAUUAAAGUUUAACAUCUCAAGUUUACCAGCCAUUAAUGAAAUUGAAUCAUGAUUUUCUAAUAGUUAAAUAAUGCUUGAUAACUUUUGCUAAAAUUGGCAAAAAGAUUAAUACUAUGUUUAAAUAAAGAAAAAAAUAAAAAUGACUUUACUAUUUGUGAGAAAGUUUUUUAGGAAUUUAUAAUUAUACCAAAGCAUUCUUUUGUAUACUAUUAUCAAUUUUCAAUGAUUUCUUGGUGCUUAAACUUGUUGGUAUACUAAUUUCGUCCAAUAUUAUAGUACAAUCUAUAUACAAUGUAUUACUGAGUUACAUAUGUCUUUCCAGAAAUAUCAUAUAUUAAUACAUGUUAAGUAGAAUUGUUAUUGUGCAAUACUUUUACUAUUACUGAAAUUUUUCUAGCUAGUUUCAAUAUAUUUUUAUAUACUUCAUUAACUGUAAAGAGAUAUGAUACUUUAAAUAGGUUACUUUAAGACAUUUUUGAAAGUUUCCUGUGAAGAAAUGUAUAUAUAGUUAUUGAUAUUUUAGCUACUUAAAAGUAAAAAUUAUGAUCCAUUACUAUUAAUAUCAUAGAUAAUCAGAGAUUACAUAUCAUAGCUGUAUCGUCCAUCACACUUUGUCUGAAAAUUCUUUCAAAAUGAUGGUACUAAUUAAGCACAAUUUACAAUUAAUCAGCAGAAAUGAUUAAAUGUAGAUUUAUCUUAAUCCUUGCACAUAUAGUUACUUUUUUACACAAUAUGGUGCUAAUUAAUAAUAUGAAAUUUGCUAUUUAAAACUUGCGACUUCUAUAAGCUGUAAAAAGUAAGACUUGUAAUAUUGAUCCAAUAGUAGAUUUGUCAAUUUUUUAAAUUUGGCUAAAAUUCACUACUUCCAAAAUAUGUUUUUAAAACACUAAAUAUGUAAAAAAUGUAAAAAUUCCAAAGUUGACAUUUUUUCGGUCUUUAAAAGUAGAACAUUCACUUAAAUAAAUAAGUCACCUUUUAUAAAUGAUCUGAAUUUUUGGAUAGAUCACACAAACAUAAAGGUCUUCAAAAUUCGAAUACUGUACAAGUUUUAUUUUUCAAGAAAUAUUAAUUCAAUACAAACUGUAAUAGUUCUAAUUCCAAUUUUAGUACUAAAUAUAUUAAAGAAACAAAGACAAUGAUAUAAAUAAAUUGUUAUAUUAUUUAUGUCAUUGUUUACAUCAUGAAAAGUAUUGUAUUACUAGACUUAUUAGAGAAUCUUUUUACUAGGAGAGAUUAAAAAUUACUAGAUUCUGUUUAUUAUAUGUGCAUAGAAAAUUUUAAUUAUAUAUUUAUACCAAAUACUCAGCUGUUUCUAUUUAUAUUAGUUAUAGAUUUUUCCAUGUAUUACAAUAUCAUUAAUCACUGAUGAUCUGGAUUUCUGUGCACAUACUCUCUGGUAAAAAUUUCUUCAUUUUUGUACAAACGUGAUGCGUCAAUAUGCAUUCAAUUUUUUAGUUCAAGUUUUUAUUUGAAUACUGGUUAAUAUUUUAAGGAACAAAAAAGUCAUCUAUGUAUUGCAGUAUAUAUAAUUACUAUAGUUUCCUUUUAGAGUUAAUUGAACAAGAUUUUUGUAUUGUAGAGAAAAUUUCUGAUUUUUGUAAUGAUAUUAAGAAUGAAUGCGAAUGAUUAAGUGUUACAAAUGUAAUUUUUAUAUCUGAGUAGCAUUUAUUUAAAAUAAUUUGUAAAAUAAUCAGACAUUAUGAUUACAAAUAAGAACAAUGGAAUGUAGCAAGAAAAAAUAAGAAAAAUAAGAAAGUAUUAUCAAAUGUAUUUUCUACUGAAAAUAAAGAGAAUUAUGUCUGUAUAUAAUGUUUUUACAUACAUAUAUUAUACUAUAUGUAAAAUAUUUCACAGAAGUUUUGUUUAACUUUCUGCACGUUUCUUAAAAAAUACUUUCUAUAUUCCUUUUCACAUUACUUAAAGAAAUCUUAAUGUACAAUAAUUUUAAAUAAUAUAAUAUUAAAUACUAUAAAAUACUUUACAGAAUUAUACUAAAAUAAUUAUCGAAAUAUUUUUUAACUGCAAUUAUUUUACGUUAUCACUAAAAUACUAUUUUUAUUGUCAUAGACGUUUGCUCUCUUAAAAUUUAUGUAUGAACUGUAAUCAAAAUUUGUUAUUUAUUAUAAUAAACAAUAAAAUUUGAAUACUUAUUCAGCAGUUAA
Bombus huntii is the source of this 5430-nucleotide messenger RNA. Its product is annotated as monocarboxylate transporter 13-like. Gene Ontology annotation, biological process: transmembrane transport; monocarboxylic acid transport. Gene Ontology annotation, molecular function: monocarboxylic acid transmembrane transporter activity. Lineage: Eukaryota; Metazoa; Arthropoda; Insecta; Hymenoptera; Apidae. The record is from RefSeq and is a predicted model, not a curated record. The transcript has 6 exons. Bases 963 to 2681 code for a protein of 572 amino acids.